Molecule: messenger RNA, 956 nt
Organism: Sorex araneus (European shrew)
Lineage: Eukaryota; Metazoa; Chordata; Mammalia; Eulipotyphla; Soricidae
Gene: PSMA7
Product: proteasome 20S subunit alpha 7
Exons: 7
Coding region: 89-835 (248 amino acids)
Biological process (GO): ubiquitin-dependent protein catabolic process
Cellular component (GO): proteasome core complex, alpha-subunit complex; nucleus; proteasome core complex
Source: RefSeq, a predicted model, not a curated record
ACGCCGCCUGACGCGGCCGGCGCUGCGGGCCGCGGGGCGGGCAGGCGUCGAGCCGUGAGUGUGCGCUUUUGGCCGCGCCGCCGCCGGCAUGAGCUACGACCGCGCCAUCACCGUCUUCUCGCCCGACGGCCACCUCUUCCAGGUGGAGUACGCGCAGGAGGCCGUGAAGAAGGGCUCCACCGCGGUGGGCGUGCGAGGGAAGGACAUCGUAGUCCUUGGGGUGGAGAAGAAGUCAGUGGCCAAGCUGCAGGAUGAGCGGACGGUGCGCAAGAUCUGCGCGCUGGACGACAACGUGUGCAUGGCCUUCGCGGGCCUCACCGCCGAUGCCAGGAUCGUCAUCAACAGGGCCCGGGUGGAGUGCCAGAGCCACCGGCUGACUGUGGAGGAUCCGGUCACCGUGGAGUACAUCACCCGCUACAUUGCCAGCCUCAAGCAGCGCUACACGCAGAGCAACGGGCGACGACCGUUCGGCAUCUCGGCCCUGAUCGUGGGCUUCGACUUCGACGGCACCCCGAGACUCUAUCAGACCGACCCCUCGGGCACCUACCAUGCCUGGAAGGCCAAUGCCAUCGGCCGGGGCGCCAAGUCCGUCCGCGAAUUCUUGGAGAAGAAUUACACAGACGAAGCCAUUGAGACAGACGACCUGACCAUCAAACUGGUCAUCAAGGCCCUUCUGGAAGUGGUUCAGUCAGGAGGCAAGAACAUUGAACUGGCUGUCAUGAGGCGGGACCAGCCCCUGAAGAUUUUAAAUCCGGAAGAGAUUGAGAAAUACGUGGCUGAAAUCGAGAAAGAAAAGGAAGAAAAUGAAAAGAAGAAACAGAAAAAGGCUUCGUGAGGCGUCAGUGUGCCUGUGGCAGUUUUUUAAAAUUAAAUCAUGGUUUCACAGAAUGACGUGCGGCUGCUGUCCGCCUGGACGUCCAGGGGCCCUCAAUAAAGUCCAUGUUUUUUAGCCUUGA